AUGGAGGCCCUCGGCGUUGCCGCAAAUGUCAUAGCUGUGGUCGACUUGUCAGCAAAGGUGGGAGGGCUUUGUGGCGAGUACAUCAGAGAGGCCUGGAACGCAAACGACGACAUUAGGAAGUUCAAGGCCGGGGCAGAGUCCCUGCAGCAAGUUCUGGAGGACAUCAAGAACCUGCUCGCCAGCAACAGCUCGAAUGAAUAUCUGAGGCAACAGCUGGCUGCCUCUCACAGGCUGUAUGACAAGCUUCUGGAAUGCCAGGCAGAACUUGGGGCGCUUGUUGCCAGACUCGACCCCGGAAAGAACCCCAGCCGCCUCAAGCGACUCGGUAAGGCUCUCAAAUGGCCCUUUUCGAGCAAAGAAGUUGCGCAAGCCAUGGAGGCUUUGGUGCGAUGGAAGACACUGUUUUCGACGGCCAUGCAAUCAGACCAGUUAAACAUUGCAUUGCGUCUCGACGAGAAGAUCGACCUUUCUGGUCUUGUAGCUGCAAAAGGCGCGGCCUUCGAUGACUAUGAUAACGAGCCCGAGCCAAUGUGCCACCCGGAGACGAGACAAGAUCUGCUGCAACAGGUGGAGAGAUGGGUCGACAAUCCCGACGGGAAGUCCAUCUUUUGGCUCUGUGGCCCUGCUGGGACGGGAAAGUCGACGAUAUCACGCACAGUUGCAAACGUUCUUGCCGACAAAAACCAGCUUGCGGCCAGCUUCUUCUUCAACCGGACCCGGGACGGUCGUAAUAGGGCCGAUCUUUUCGUGACGACAAUUGCAAGACAACUAACCCGCCGGGUUCCUCUUGUGAGAAGCUUCAUCACAGAAGCCAUACAAGCAGAGCCAGAUCUACCCGAGAAGGGCCUUCAGGUACAAUUCGACAAGCUCAUCCUGGAUCCCUUGUUGAAAGUCAAGACCGAAAGUCUGCUACUGCCGACUCUGGUUUUAGUCAUCGACGCCCUAGACGAGUGCGAUUCAGGGAAUUCUGAUGGCUACCAGAAUCCUCAGUCUGACCGAACCCGACAAAUCGUCAGACUCCUUGCCAAGACCGCUGUCAUCAAGGGUGUGAGGGUGCGCAUCUUUCUCACAAGCAGGCCGGAGCUACCGAUCCAACUGGGUUUCCGACACGAUGUGUCUGAGCAUUCUCAUCGAGAUGUCGAACUAUUGCGGGACAUUCCCCCAGCCGUCAUUGAGCACGAUAUCCGAGUAUUCCUUGCCGCUCAAUUGGAAACGAUCAGAAACGCAUACAGCAUCCCGAAAGACUGGCCAGGAGAGGACAUUGUUGAUAGGCUUGUCACAAUCACCAUGCCUCUCUUCAUCUACGCUUCCACAAUCUGCAAAUUCGUCAACGACCCGAGGCGGCGAUUUGAUCCGCGCAGCCAGUUGCAAAAAGUCCUGAGUGGAAGCCGAGGCCAAGUAACCAACAUUCGAGGGACGUAUCAGCCGAUUCUCGAUCAGCUCUUGGUUGGGCUGUCUGACUACGACUCAGAGCAGAUGCUAGCCGAUUUCCGCAGGAUUGUGGGCUCCAUCAUUUUGCUAGCGGACCCGUUGCCUGUCGAGCCUCUCAGUCAACUUCUCAGGGUGUCCCAAGACCGAAUCCGUUGCCAGCUAAACAACCUGCACUCCGUCCUCGACAUUCCAGAAGAAACGGACCCCAAGAGAGCAGUUAAACUCUUCCACCUGUCCUUCAGGGAAUACCUGUUGAGCGAAAGAGGGGACGGCCCGUUCUCGGUUGACGAGUCGUCUAAGCACAGCGACCUGCUACAUGAUUGCCUGCAAGCCAUGUCCAGCGGAUCCAACAACACGGGCGGUCUCAGAAACGACAUCUGUCAGUUGGACGACCCAGGCGUUUUCCGCAAGGAUGUGAACCCCGAAGUGAUUCGGAAGCAUAUUCCUCAGCAUCUGCUGUAUGCUUGUACCCACUGGGCUCACCACCUGGCAGGAAGCCGCAAACUUAUACAGGAUGGAGACGAGGUGUACGUCUUCCUGACUCGUAACUUUGUCCACUGGCUGGAGGCAAUGAGUUGGAUGGGCAAAAUGAAGGAAAGUGUCGAAAUCGUUCUCGGAUUGCAGGAGGCUGUUGCCAUGCCGGACUCUCAGGCCGCCGCCUUCUUGCGAGAUGCCAGGCGCUAUUCUCUUUUCGCCUACGGGUUCUAUCGUCAAGCAGACGUUUCUCUCCGAGGUCCCGGCAUGGGUGGUGAAGUAUCCUGA
Colletotrichum higginsianum IMI 349063 is the source of this 2193-nucleotide messenger RNA. Its product is annotated as NWD2 protein. Lineage: Eukaryota; Fungi; Ascomycota; Sordariomycetes; Glomerellales; Glomerellaceae. The coding region runs from base 1 to 2193 and encodes 730 amino acids. The record is from RefSeq and is a predicted model, not a curated record. The transcript has 3 exons.